Molecule: messenger RNA, 876 nt
Organism: Heterotrigona itama
Lineage: Eukaryota; Metazoa; Arthropoda; Insecta; Hymenoptera; Apidae
Source: the annotation of a GenBank genome assembly
AUGAGUUUAACAUUUGGUCAAUUAGUUAUCGGUCCACCUGGAAGCGGGAAAACUACAUAUUGUCACGCUAUGACUAAAUUUUUAGAAGAACUUGGAAGAAAAGUAGCUGUCGUUAAUAUUGAUCCUGCGAACGAAAACAUGGAAUAUACACCAGCGGUAGAUAUAUCCGAAUUGAUCAAACACGAGGAAGUAAUGUCGCACUAUGGACUUGGUCCAAACGGAGCACUAGUGUACUGUAUAGAAUUUUUAGAAGCUAAUGUAAAAUGGCUAAUUACAAAAGUUUUAAAUUUGAAGGAUUAUUAUCUUAUAUUUGAUUGCCCAGGGCAGGUUGAGUUAUAUACACAUCACAAUUCAGUUAGCGUAAUUGCCGAGAAACUGGGACAAAACUUGGUAAGAUUAUGCAGUGUACAUCUCGUUGACUCCCAUCAUUGCAGCGAUGCUGGCAAAUACUUAUCUUCUCUAAUCCUUUGCACGACGACUAUGUUAAAAUUGGGUUUACCUCACGUCAACGUGAUGACUAAAUUCGACGAAAUGAAAAAAUUUAGUCGCCGCCUAGAUUUCAAUAUAGAUUUUUAUACAGAGGUGUUGGAUUUGAACUAUUUGUUAGAUAAAUUAGACGAAGACCCAUUUACAUCAAAGUACAAAAAAUUGAACGCAAGUUUCGUGUCGAUGAUACAAGAUUACAGUCUUGUUAGUUUUAUACCGUUAGAUAUUUCGAAUCGAGCAUUGUUAUUGCAAGUAAAAAAUGCAGCGGAUAAAGCCAAUGGUUAUAUCUUUGGCGGAAACGAGCCUCAAGAUGUUCAAACUUUACUCGCUUGUGCCGUCGGAGCAACGAGCGAAACUGAAAAAACGUCAACGAUGGAUGCAUAUUUUUAA